Girardinichthys multiradiatus is the source of this 3600-nucleotide messenger RNA. Its product is annotated as glutamine--fructose-6-phosphate aminotransferase [isomerizing] 1. Gene Ontology annotation, molecular function: carbohydrate derivative binding; L-glutamine:D-fructose-6-phosphate transaminase (isomerizing) activity. Bases 132 to 2180 code for a protein of 682 amino acids. The transcript is spliced from 19 exons. The record is from RefSeq and is a predicted model, not a curated record. Lineage: Eukaryota; Metazoa; Chordata; Actinopteri; Cyprinodontiformes; Goodeidae. Gene Ontology annotation, biological process: UDP-N-acetylglucosamine metabolic process; fructose 6-phosphate metabolic process; carbohydrate derivative biosynthetic process.
CUCGACCAAUCAGAGUGCGACGGAAGGAGGCGGCUCGAUCUCAGGGAGCUAGGAAGGGGGCGAGACUGGCUGAUAGGCGUCCCCACCUUUCUUAGACCUGAAUAACUGUAUCUCGUAACAGCGCUGCAGUCAUGUGUGGAAUAUUUGCUUAUCUCAACUACCAUGUUCCAAGGACACGCCGGGACAUCCUUGAGAUUCUUAUCAAAGGUCUUAAACGCCUGGAAUACAGAGGCUACGACUCAGCAGGUGUGGGAAUCGAUGGAGGCAAUAGCAAAGACUGGGAAUCAAAUGCCAAGGCCAUCCAACUGAUCAAGCAACGUGGAAAAGUUAAGGCUCUCGAUGAGGAGAUUCACAAACAGCAGGAUCUUGACCUGGAUGUGGAAUUGGAUGUUCACCUUGGCAUUGCUCACACCCGCUGGGCGACCCACGGUGUGCCGAGCCCAGUGAACAGUCAUCCACAACGAUCGGACAAGAACAAUGAGUUCAUUGUAAUUCACAACGGAAUUAUUACCAACUACAAAGAUCUAAAGAAGUUCCUGGAGAGCAAAGGUUAUGAGUUUGAGUCAGAGACGGAUACCGAGACUAUUGCCAAGCUGGUGAAGUACAUGUAUGACAACCGGGAAAGUGACGACAUCAGUUUUGCCACACUGGUGGAGCGUGUGACCCAGCAGCUGGAAGGAGCUUUCGCACUGGUCUUCAAGAGUGUGCAUUACCCUGGAGAGGCAGUUGGAACAAGGAGGGGAAGUCCCCUCCUGAUGGGAGUGCGCAGUGAUCACAAGCUGUCCACCGAUCAUAUCCCAGUGCUCUACCGCUGCUCUGGAAAAGAGAAAAAGAGCUGCAAUUCCCUGCCCAGGACAGACCAGGACACAUGCCUGUUCCCACUGGAUGAGAAAGCUGUGGAGUACUACUUUGCAUCUGACGCAAGUGCUGUAAUCGAGCACACAAACCGGGUGAUCUUCCUGGAGGAUGACGAUGUGGCUGCUGUGAUGGAAGGUCGGCUGUCCAUCCACAGGAUAAAGCGUCGGGCGGGGGACUACCCGGCCCGCGCCAUCCAGACCCUGCAGAUGGAGCUACAGCAGAUUAUGAAGGGCAACUACAGCUCAUUCAUGCAGAAGGAGAUCUUUGAACAGCCAGAGUCUGUGGUGAACACCAUGAGAGGAAGAAUCAACUUUGACAACAACACAGUAACACUGGGUGGACUGAAGGACCACAUCAAAGAAAUCCAAAGAUGUCGGCGACUUAUCCUUAUUGCUUGUGGCACCAGCUACCAUGCUGGAGUAGCUACCCGCCAGGUUCUGGAGGAGCUUACCGAGCUCCCUGUCAUGGUGGAGCUCGCCAGCGAUUUCUUGGACAGAAACACCCCGGUCUUCCGAGACGAUGUCUGCUUUUUUAUCAGCCAGUCAGGGGAGACCGCUGACAGCCUCAUGGCUCUGCACUACUGUAAGGAGAGAGGCGCUCUGACGGUGGGCAUCACCAACACAGUGGGCAGCUCCAUCUCCAGGGAGACGGACUGUGGAGUCCACAUCAAUGCUGGGCCAGAGAUUGGAGUAGCCAGCACCAAGGCCUACACCAGCCAGUUUGUGGCUCUGAUCAUGUUCGCGCUGUUGAUGUGCGAUGACAGAAUUUCCAUGCAGCCCAGACGCCGUGAAAUAAUCCAGGGCCUCAGAGUUCUUCCAGAUUUGAUUAAGGAGGUCCUCAGUUUGGAUGACGAGAUCCAGAAGUUGGCGACAGAGCUGUACCAGCAGAAGAGCGUGCUGAUCAUGGGCAGAGGCUACCAUUAUGCAACAUGCUUGGAAGGAGCCCUGAAAAUCAAGGAAAUCACCUACAUGCACUCGGAGGGCAUCCUGGCCGGAGAGCUGAAGCACGGUCCGCUGGCUCUGGUGGAUAAACUCAUGCCUGUUAUCAUGAUCAUCAUGAGAGACCACACCUACACCAAAUGCCAGAACGCCCUGCAACAAAUCGUUGCACGUCAAGGUCGCCCCAUUGUGAUCUGUGACAAGGAUGACCCCGAAUCCAUCAAAAACUCUUGCCGCACUAUCAAAGUGCCUCAUUGUGUGGACUGCCUGCAGGGCAUCCUGAGCGUCAUCCCUCUGCAGCUGCUCUCCUUCCACCUGGCUGUCCUCAGAGGAUUUGAUGUGGACUGUCCAAGGAACCUGGCCAAGUCUGUGACAGUGGAGUAAAGGUCACGUCUAUCACCUGAUGACAAAAGCCUGGCAGGCACACUUUCAAACAACUGACAUCGAGGGAGCGUCUGUAUGAAGAGAAAACUACAUCCUGUUUGGGUGUCCCAUGUUGUCUUUUUUUUUUUUAUUAAAUAUUUUAAGUGAGGCUUGUGAAUCUCACUGUCACAUUUUAUUUGUAUCUCACUGUCUUUGAUUACUUAGAAACUUUUGGUAUUGUCAUUGUAUUGUUGGUGAAGAUUGGUUUGUGAAUGGCAGUGUCGGGGCUGACAUCUUCACCACAUCUUGUUGUUUUUAGGAUUUUAAGAUAGUAGUCAACAUAUGGUUACUUUCUUUUGUUUAGAAAGUUGUGAGCAAGCCCACCACAUUUGCUGCUGAUUGGUCUCUGUUGGAGCUGAUCCUUAGAGAAGUUAGACUUUAAAGACCUUCCUGGCUCAUUUUCUCUUUUAGUGCAAUGAUUUGUAGGUUAGUUGGGAUAACUUUCUUUGGCAGCUAAUGAUUUAAAGCGUUUUACUCCAUGACUGAAGUAAACCACAGACUUGAAUCAUUCCAAGCCAUAAGUCAUCGCUUCUUGUUUGUAAUUGCAGCUCUGUUUUGUGUUUCCCAUCCUGGACUUGUUCUUCGUCUUCUUCCCAGGAUGGGGGAGUAGCAUCACAUAUCGGAUCAUAGAAAAAUGCUUGUUUGCUCCUUGUGUAUGUUACAGAUCCUGAUUCUGUAAUAGUAUGGGUAAAAUCAUAUUUUUAUUUCUGUUGCCUUACAGAGAUCUUGUUAUGUGUUUUUAAUUGCAACUAAAUUAAGUGAAGUGAGGAAAAUUCUGUCUGAAGUUGAAGCCCUCUGUUUGCCGUUACAUACCUGGACCAUUUAGUUCUUUCCCAUUUGUUUUCUAUGUUUUUUCCCUUUUUUAAGUGAUUUUUACAAAUUUUUUUAUUCUUAUGCAGGGUUCAUUUGUUUAAAAAAAUGAUUGUUACUGUUGUUGAAAAUGUCAAACCAAAAAUCUGUGCAACGGCUUCGACGAUUGCAAACCAAAACACACACAUUGUGUUCAUCCAUUGUUUUCGUAGCGAACAAUGAUUGUGGUGGAUUUUGAUGUACAACAUAUUGAGGCCCAUAACGAGGACAUAAUACGCAGCACUAUUUUGUUUACUGGUGUUGAAAGUCAGAGGCAAUUUGUGUGGCUGUGGUCCUUUUUAGUGUGUUUUUCUUUCAGAUGCCAAGAUAAGGACAUGGCUUGAAACGAGCAUUGAAGCAGAACUGCAUAUUCUUACCAAAAAAUGGGGAGUGAAAACUAUAUAAUAUUGUUACACAUCAUUUUAAAACCCUCACUUGUUACUUUUAGUUUUUUUUCCCUUUUUCAAAUGGAUGAAGUGACCAGUGGCACGCUGUUAGAGUUGAUGCAAUAAAGUUAUUUGGUCUAAAGAUA